GCGGCGCUGGUGUAUUUUGUGUGUCUUACCUUUUUCGCCACUUCAGCCCUCCGAACAGGGCCGGUUUCAUGAGGCGGAGGGAAGGGAGAGGCAGCUUUCUCAGAUGCUGCCCUUUUGCAGACGCACCUGUCACCUCAAAGGCCGUAUUUCUUAAGAGUUUAGUGUUUCUCAGUCCUGCCCUGCCUAUAUGUCUUGCUGCCUGGCGGUCCUUUGGCAGCGCCUUAGCGACCGUGACUGACGGCUCGGCUGUGCCACCCCUGCCUCCGCACACCGCGCCUGCCACAACAGUCAGUCCGCUCGCCCCAUCUGUUUGCUGCUGUCCGUCUGCAGCGUGUUCUGCUCUCACCAGCGCCGGUCCAACCGGCAGCUCCCUCCGUAUGUGUCUUCUUGCAGCAUGAGGAUGGAGGAGUAGGGGCGUGGGGACACGAAGUAGCCGCCUCCGGAGUGCGGGCGCGACGGGCACGCCAGCCCGGCCCUGCCUCAGUCCCUACGCCGCCACGCCCAAGAACUCUGCCCGCUCCUCACUGGGGACUGCUGCGGGCUGCCCCGCGGAGCUCGCCGUGUGUGUCCCGCCGCUGACCCCGGCACUAGCGAAGGCCAUACGUGCGGGCAGCGGCGGGGAGCUGCAGGUUCGGCCUCCCCAGAACCGCCCGGGGUGGGCGGCGCGGGGCCGGGUCAGGCCCGCCCUGCCGCCAGGUGCAGUGCCGCCACCUGAGUGCCCAGGAAGUGCCGUCACGGCGGGUACCGGCGGGGAGGUGCCAGCGGGCCGGGUCAGACCGUUGCGCUGGCGGGCGCCGAGCCGGGGCUGUCGUCGCCAUGAGCAAGAUUUCCAAGUUUUUCAAGGGGGGCGGCUCGGCCUCUUCCAAGAGGCGCGGGGGGCCCUCGCCGCAGGAGGCGCUGGCCCGCCUGCGGGAGACGGAGGAGAUGCUGAGCAAGAAGCAGGAGUACCUGGAGACGAGGAUCGCGCGGGAGCUGGCGGCAGCUCGGCAGUACGGCACCAAGAACAAGAGAGCUGCCUUACAAGCACUGAAGAGAAAAAAGAGAUAUGAAAAGCAAUUGAGUCAAAUUGAUGGAACACUAUCAACCAUUGAGUUCCAAAGAGAGGCACUGGAAAAUUCCCACACCAACACAGAAGUGCUCAAGAAUAUGGGCUAUGCUGCACAAGCUAUGAAAAAAGUGCAUGAAAAUAUGGACUUGAACAAAAUUGAUGACUUGAUGCAAGAUAUCACUGAACAGCAAGAUGUUGCCCAGGAAAUUUCAGAUGCUAUCUCGAACCGAGCUGGCUUUGGUGAUGAGUUUGAUGAGGAUGAGCUGAUGGCAGAAUUAGAAGAACUGGAGCAAGAAGAAUUGAACAAGGGAAUGAGAGAUAUGAGACUGCCAAGUGUUCCGUCCACGUCGCUGCCUUCCCGCCCAGCAUCGACUAGGAGAAGAGCAGAGGAUGAAGAUGAAAUGAAGAAGCUGGCUGCUUGGGCUUCAUAGGAGCGUAGGGUUUUUAUUUCACUGAACGUUGCAGUGCAAGUGUAAAGAGCUGUAAUGCUCUUUUAUAACCACACCAAUUUAGUGUGGUUGCAUUUCAUACUGGCUGGGUUUUUUUUUAUGGCAAGUUUUGCUAAGAAUAGUGUUACUGCUCUAUUACCAAAGUAGCUGAAACAUAAACAAAACAAAGCAAGUUGCCAAAACAUCCAAGCAUCAAAGCUUUUUAUUUUCAGCCUUAGAGGGAGAUCUGCUUGUUGUUAGUGUCAUUUUUUGUUGGGUAAUGUCUUACUGUAUCCGGCUGGUAUGUACAACCUUGUGCCUCACUUCUGCAACUGGAUCCGCUGUGAAAUGAAGAAGCUCAAUGAGUCAUGAAGGCCUGAUCCUAGAGAGAUAUUUGGUUCAGACCAUUUGGCUGUUAGCCAAACAGCUUUGUACAUGUCCUGACUUGCAAGUUCCUUUGAGCCCAGGAGGUAAUAGUCAUUAAUUUGGGCAUUGAGAUUUAAACAGUCAACCUGGAGCAACUUAGGGUGUCCUAGAUAUUAAAAGAAGACUGUUCUGUAGGUUUCUUUUCAAGCAGGAGAGGUUUUUUGUUUCAACUUUGGCCAGAGUAUCCCAUGCAUUUCUAUCGGCCAGCUUGAAUUGUAUUUCCAAAUGAGUUAAGAACAGUUGUACAAUGCCUGGGGAAAAGGAAAUGUCCAAGUUCUUAGAGACCCCUCCCAAACAAAACAGUUUCCUGCUAACCCUGUCAAAAUUCCAGAAGAGGUUUGACCCUGUUCUCCUCCUGUUGAGUAUUCAGUUCUGUUGCUUAGUUUGUGAAUGGAAACAAUGCCAGUGUGUUGCAUUUGAAAUGCCUUUUUAAGCCUGGUUAAAAGAUGGUUCUGGGUUACUUAUAAAGCUGACAUACUGCUGCCCAACUGACAGUGCACCUGAGGAACACAUGCCACUCUUGAGUGGAGAAAUCACUGGCAAUAGGCUGCUUUGCACCAACAAAUUUUAGUAGCUAAGACUUCAGCUCUGUGCUGGUAGCUGUCAGUCAUAGGGAAAUAGUAAAACAUUAGGAGUUCCUAGGGCUGUGGGAAGCAGAGGCACAUUGAUCUCUGUUUCUUCACAUGAAUUUGUAUUUACUGAUGAUUGAGCCAUUGGGGAAACUUGGGUUUCUGUAGACCCAUAGCAAGAAGAGACUGAUCCCUUCUCCUCUGGGUUUUAACCUGUGGCUUGCUGAGUGUUAAGUGUUGACAGGCUUGCAACAGGCUUCAACUUCUCUGAUCUUAGGCUAAGCAUUACCUAAUGUGUGUUUCUGGACAUGGUGUGCUCAGAAUCUUUCAAGUUGAGUUCCAUGGAUGAAACCCAAAAUUUACAAACGCUGUGGAGAAGUUUAGUUUUCCAGGCCUGUUUCAUUCUGUGUAGUGCAGUUGCUUUUGGUUUGCUUCCCUAUGAAAGGAGAAUCAAGCCUUGCCACUUGACUUCAGAUAAACUUCCUACUGGAAAAAAUUCUGUUGAUUCUAUGCCAGAGUUUGGAGGUACCAGCAAAAUUGUCUCUUUGUGUUGAUAAUAUUUUAAAUAGGGGAAAAAACCCCAAACAUUCCAAAACAACAACCCUACAAUAGCCUGCCUUAAAUUUUAGAAUACAUUUUGAACUCUCACCAGGAACCCAAACACUAACAAAAUGUUAGUUUCAAUGUUUGGUGAGGUGCCAGCUGAAAGCAGCAUAUUUAAUAAAGCAACAAAUAAUUCUGAGUUCCUUACAAUCCAUUUGCUACUCUUUCUGGCUAGAAUCCUGUUUGCAAGGUACACAGUUUCUGCAAGUCUCUGAAUUGGGUACAACAGUGGCGGAAGCACUGCAAGGCUGGCUCUGUGCUUGUGGACAUACCUGGUACUUCUGAAUGCAGGGCCAUGCCAACACAGUGCCAAGCUCAGCUUGGGAAAGCUGGCUUCCAGUACUUACCAUGGUUGAGUCAGUAGUUUUUGACUACUUAGCAUUUCUGUAGCACUUGGCAUGUUUCAGGUGUUCUACAACCUGGCCAAAAUACAUCUCCAAGUUUCCAGUUUGAAACUAAAAUGAUUUUUCAGUCUGCUUUGGAACCUGUGGACCUGCUGGGUUUUGUGCAAGAACUUUCCAUGUGAAUGCACUGCAGGGGAGAAGAAAUCUUAGUGAGGGUUUCUCCUUUGCAAGCUAGCAUCUAGCUGCUGACCUCCAGCAGUGUUUUGGCCAAGUGUUGAUCCUGGGAAGCUUCUGGUGUCUUCAGAUUACUGAUUUCAGACUAGGCACUUUAGGAACAAGAUUUGUGAAGGGUGAAGCAAAGAAACAGAUAAUUUGGGUGAGCUUCUCUAAAACCUUGUGUGUAGCGGUUGGUGGUUCUGGAAGAUAGCCACAUACACUUCACAGGCUAGGACAUGUAAAGGGUUGGACUUGAUGAUCUGUGAGGUCUCUUCCAACCCUGAUGAUGAUACUGUGAUGUGGUUGAAGCUAUACUCAUGGAUCCUGUAGUCAUGCAGACAAACCAAAAUGCAGUAUGGAUCUCCAGAACUGAAGUGCAUGCUCCAUUUUUGUUUGGGGACAGUAGAAGGCUGGCUUUUCCCAAAAGCAAAGGGGUUCUAGGAGUUAAUUUGGCCUAGGAGGCAACUCUUUCCUGUGUAAAUUCAGAUGAUGCUGGGUCAAGUGGCUCUGCCUUUUUUGCACUUGUCUCUCUCCAUGCAGGGUGGUGUUUGUGCAGUGUGUAAGCAAACAAGAGGGAGCAGUGUCAACGUGUCACUGUAAAUGUUAACUGGAACAUAUUUUACAUGAGCACUGUGGCAGCAGAUGGUGAACUAGAGCCAUCUUCCUUGUUUCUUAUUUAUUUUAUGACUUCUCUUAACAGCCUCAGACAUUUUUAGUCUGAACAGCUUUAAAUAAGGGGAAAUACAUGAAUUAAAAAAAAUAGCUGAUGUAAAUACA
Molecule: messenger RNA, 4411 nt
Organism: Pogoniulus pusillus (Red-fronted tinkerbird)
Lineage: Eukaryota; Metazoa; Chordata; Aves; Piciformes; Lybiidae
Gene: CHMP4C
Product: charged multivesicular body protein 4C
Exons: 5
Coding region: 817-1479 (220 amino acids)
Biological process (GO): late endosome to vacuole transport via multivesicular body sorting pathway; vesicle budding from membrane
Cellular component (GO): ESCRT III complex; cytoplasmic side of plasma membrane; multivesicular body
Source: RefSeq, a predicted model, not a curated record